Diaporthe batatas is the source of this 1092-nucleotide messenger RNA. RefSeq lists its product as uncharacterized. The record is from RefSeq and is a predicted model, not a curated record. Gene Ontology annotation, biological process: mitochondrial proton-transporting ATP synthase complex assembly. The transcript is spliced from 2 exons. NCBI's taxonomy places the organism in Eukaryota, Fungi, Ascomycota, Sordariomycetes, Diaporthales, Diaporthaceae. The coding region runs from base 1 to 1092 and encodes 363 amino acids. Gene Ontology annotation, cellular component: mitochondrial inner membrane.
AUGCUCAAAAGGAUGGUGGCACGGCCCAACUUCAGGGCUGUAAUCAGGCCGUCAAGUACUUGUUUGAUGUGCCAAUGGCGAACUUUUGUCACAACCUAUCCGCGCCUCCAAGCCCCAAGUCCAAAGCAGCUCUCAAAGAACACGACCUCGAACACGACCUCGAACACUACCGACGACACCGCCCCGGGACCGGCUGCCUCGUCCGAGCCGAGCCCACUGGCCGAUGCGCCACGAUCAUACGGAAGGAGAGUCGAGGACUUCAAGCCCAAGGUCUUGGCCCGGCCCAUUGGCAUGAACCACCCGCCCAGCCCGGGCGAGAACACCGGCAUCGAUAUCCGCUCACUAAAGCAGCGGAGGGAUGACUUUGUCAACUAUGACGCGCAUCUGAAGAGGCGCGAACAAUUAAAAUCGCAGAUGGCCCGUCCUUACUUCCGCGACUGGACCAACCUGGCCCUUCACAAGGGCAAGACCUUCCUCGCCCCUCCACGACUAUUCAAGCACGACAAAUCUCUCUACUUCCCGAAUCUGUUCGGUCGAACCCUCCUCAAGGACACAACCCUGCCACGGGACACGACACCCGUGCUCGCAGGCAAGGCGUCCGUGGUCACUAUAUAUAGCUCCGAGUGGGCUCGCAAGCAGGUCAACAGCUUCAUGGGCAAGGGGGAAAACCCUGCGUUACAUGAGACUCUGGAGAAGAACAAGGGAAAGGCCCAGCUGGUCCACAUCAACGUCGAGGAUACCUCCUAUCUGAGGUACUGUAUUGCCCGCAUGCUCUCGGGAUCUUACCGCAAACAAGUGGGCAAGGAUAACUGGGACAAGUACUUCCUUGUGAGGAAAGGUAUUUCGGACGAGAUCAGGGAGUCGAUCGGGUAUCUGAACAGCAAGGUUGGCUACACGUACCUGGUGGACGGGAACUGGAGGAUCCGCUGGGCGGGGAGCGGACCUGCUGAAGCCGACGAGAGGGAGUCCUUGACCAGGGGUCUCGAGAGACUCCUGGAUGAAGCGGACAAGGGGGUCUGGUCUGGAACAGGUCCAGUGGGAAAGACCUCGACCGCAGAAGCGAACGGGAACAGUGCAAGCAGGUGGUCAUGA